Molecule: messenger RNA, 1296 nt
Organism: Tremella mesenterica DSM 1558
Lineage: Eukaryota; Fungi; Basidiomycota; Tremellomycetes; Tremellales; Tremellaceae
Exons: 6
Coding region: 1-1296 (431 amino acids)
Biological process (GO): tRNA threonylcarbamoyladenosine modification
Cellular component (GO): cytoplasm; EKC/KEOPS complex
Source: RefSeq, a predicted model, not a curated record
AUGGACUCACAUCCUAUAGCCAGUGGGAGCAAGAAGAAACCUUCUCCUCUCCCAAAGCCCACCCGCAAACUCCUCUGUCUGGGUAUAGAAGGCUCAGCCAAUAAAUUCGGAGCGGGUAUAAUAUCUCACGAACCUCCCCGUGCAGGUGCGAUAAAAAAAGCUACGGUAGUGACUGUUCUCUCAAAUGUCAGACACACUUAUAUCACCCCUGCGGGCGAGGGAUUUUUACCUAGCGAUACGGCCAGACAUCAUAGAGAACGGGCUGUGAAGGUGAUCAAAGAGGCAGUGAGGAAAGCCGGGGUUAGAAUGGAAGAUUUGGAUGUGAUCGCUUUUACAAAGGGACCAGGAAUGGGAGGACCUUUACAAGUUGGAGCAUUGGUAGCCAGGACAUUGUCCUUAUUACACAAUAUUCCCCUGGUCGGUGUCAAUCAUUGUAUAGGUCAUAUCGAAAUGGGUCGUCAAAUCACCUCUUCAACCAAUCCCAUCGUCCUCUACGUCUCAGGCGGCAACACACAAGUCAUCGCUUAUUCUCAACAACGAUAUCGAAUCUUCGGCGAGACAUUAGACAUAGCCAUUGGUAAUUGUCUAGAUAGGUUCGCCAGGGUCAUAGGACUACCUAAUGAUCCUAGUCCGGGGUACAACAUUGAGGUCGAGGCGAGGCGAGGAAAACGAUUAGUCGUUUUACCAUACGGUACCAAAGGUAUGGAUAUCACAUUAGCUGGAAUUCUUACUUCCGUAGAGGCAUAUACCAAAAAUAAAAAUUAUCGACCUUUCCCACACCAACCUCAAUCUCAAGACAAUCCUCAAACUAAUAAUACCCCAAACAAACCCCCUCUUCUCCCAAAAACGACUCCCACAACGUCAACAGAAGUCAAAGAUGAACUCAAAAAUACCCCAAACGAAUUUGAAAUCACUCGACAAAUAUCAAAAGAUAUCAAAAAUACAAACCAAGACAUCAUAACACCUCAAGAUCUAUGUCAUUCACUUCAAGAAACGACAUUUGCAAUGCUAGUGGAAAUAACCGAAAGAGCCAUGGCACAUGUAGGUUCAAAAGACGUUCUCAUAGUUGGUGGAGUAGGAUGUAAUCUUAGGUUACAAGAAAUGAUGGGUAUCAUGACAUCUGAAAGAGGUGGUAGAGUUUUCUCUACUGAUCAAAGUUUUUGUAUAGAUAAUGGGAUUAUGAUCGCUCAAGCUGGUUUGUUAGCUUUUAGAAUGGGUAAAGUGACUAAAAUGGAGAAUAGUAGUGUUACUCAGAGAUAUCGAACAGAUGCAGUCCACGUAGCUUGGCGAGCUUAA